AUGAAUAUCAGCACCGGUUUGAAAAGUAAAUCCAAAACUAUCGGCGCGUUAACCGCUAGGAAAUGGAGUUCUGGUGAUAAACACGUCGAAACUGUCGUAAGCGCCGGUGGCGUACAGUUCACCAGUAUAAGCAAAACACCCGACUAUCACCUGGAACUGUACACCCAGUUUGUGGCGCCGGUGCUCAACGUCAGCCUAUUGGCCGAGUCCUGGGGACAGAGAGUGGACACUCAGUUACCCACGUUGGGUACCCACGAUUAUAACAUGGAAAACGUGCAAAACACGACCGCAAACACUAGCAAAAAGGGCACCGAGUUAUGCGAUCACUGGCCCAACGACACCAAAAAAUCUACCGUCGCUCACGCCAAGGGAGUCAUAGCCAUGGCUUUUGGCUCAUACAUAGUGUCCCGAAGUUUACCGCCCAAGAGUUACGUAUACCCAGAGUCUGGUGAGACCUACGGACAGACAGCUCUGUGUAUUACUUACAAAAUCACUGAAAUCGAUAAUAUUCUUGAGCAAUUAUUGUAUAUGCAACCAAAUGUGUAUACCAUACAUGUGAGCACCCACCUAAAAAGUAAAUCAUCAAAAAUCGCUGCCUUAAGCGAUAAGGACUGGAUAUCGGGCGAUAUGAAUGUCCAGACCAUAACCAGCGCCGGUGGUGUAAGCUUCACCAGUUUUAGCAAAGCACCGGGCGAUCAGGUGGACCUGUACUCCCAGAUCAUUGCACCGGUAAUCAACACUAGUUUAUAUGUCGAGACGUGGAGACAGGGAGCGGGACAUCCCUUACCCUCGGAGUGUAGUCUCAAGAAAACGGUUGAGAAUAUAGACGACAUUAGCGUAUCGUUUGUGAACUCAAGACUGAAGGGCGGGUUUGGCUAUCAUAAGGAUCAUAGCAAGUGGGCCAUCAGUAAGACACCUACAGUUCCCUAUGUCUGUGUCGGAGAUUUGAAUCGAGUGGAGUCCCAGUUUAAGAGGGGUGGCGGACAGACAUGUUUCCAAAGCCCUAACGGACAGCCUGUGGACUGGUAUGUAGUCUACAAACUACCCAAAGUAUCCGACUCCGGGCCCCCUUUGGACACGGGUUUGCGGUACGCAUACCUGUCCAGUAAAUCCCAAUCCGACAUUAAGCCCAUAUAUGCUAAAAAGGUAGACCCGGGUAUCAGUUAUAUCAAUUACAACGACCACUGGCCUAACGACACCAAAAAGUCUACCGGCGCUCACGCCAAGGGAGUCAUAGCCACCGAUGACAGCCAUGGCUUUUGGCUCAUACAUAGUGUCCCGAAGUUUGCCACCCAAGAGUCGGGCCAUAAGUACGUAUACCCAGCGUCUGGUGAGACCUAUGGACAGACAGCUCUGUGUAUUAGCUAUAAAAUCACUGAAAUCGAUAAUAUCCUUGAGCAAUUACUGUAUAUGCACCCAAAUGUGUAUACCAUGAGUGUGAGCACCCACCUAAAAAGUAAAUCAUCAAAAAUCGCUGCAUUAAGAGCUAGGAAGUGGAGUUCCGGUCCCAUGAAUGUCCAGACCAUAACCAGCGCCGGUGGUGUAAAGUUCACCAGUUUUGGCAAAGCACCGGGUGAUCACGUUGACCUUUACUCCCAGAUCAUGGCACCGGUACUCAACACCAGUCUAUAUGUCGAGACGUGGAGACAGGAAGCGGGACAUCCCUUACCCUCUGAGUGUAGGCUCAAGAAAACGGUUGAAAAUAUAGACGACAUUAGCGUAUCGUUUGUGAACUCGAGACUGAAGGGCGGGUUUGGCUAUCAUAAGGAUCAUAGC
Oppiella nova is the source of this 1776-nucleotide messenger RNA. The record is from the annotation of a GenBank genome assembly. Lineage: Eukaryota; Metazoa; Arthropoda; Arachnida; Sarcoptiformes; Oppiidae.